Messenger RNA from Sinocyclocheilus grahami, 3925 nucleotides. Its product is annotated as interferon-induced very large GTPase 1-like. The record is from RefSeq and is a predicted model, not a curated record. NCBI's taxonomy places the organism in Eukaryota, Metazoa, Chordata, Actinopteri, Cypriniformes, Cyprinidae. Gene Ontology annotation, molecular function: GTP binding.
CCAAUCUCCUCUAAUGCCAGCAAACGACAUUAAAAAAAUCCUGGAAAAUCUGGGUUUGAUGGAGUACUAUGAUAAGAAGCUCACUCUACACACAGUGCUGCAGAUCGACAAGAACAGUGUCACGGAUGUGUCUGUUCAGUCCCUUUCAGAUCUGCCAUGGCUCUUCUUGAAGAGACUGAUCAUGUUACAAAGGACAGCGAGGAGUGUUAAGUGUUCCUCAUCAGAUGGGACAGAAGAUUCAGAGUGGGAUGAUGAUCAGGAGAAUAAAUCAGACUGUCCUCAGUCAGUAAAUCCUUUAGAUAUUUUGAUUGCUAUCUUCCUUUGUUCUGACAGUUUUCUUCAGCAGGAAAUGAUCAUAAAAAUGUCCAUGUGUCAGUUUGCUGUUCCUCUGCUGCUUCCCUACAGUGAUAAUAAUCAGAUCACUCUUAUGCUUUGGGCAAUGAGAGAUAUUGUGAAAAAAUACAGACCACACUCAUUAUCAGAUACAAGUGCAUUUGUGGAAGAAAGGAUUGCUCUUUCAGAAUUACCUUUAGUGUCUUUUGUGAGACUUGGUAGAUGCAACAUUUCCAAAUCAGAAAUUCUGAAUAAGCUGCUCAGCAAUCCACAGCAGUACACUGAUACCUUUGUGCACUUCAACAUGGAUUGUGGAAACAUCAGUAAGAAAAUAUCAAAUGGCUUGGUUGAGAUGGCCUGGUAUCUUCCUUGUGGAAACAAGAACAUUGAUGUCUUUCCUGAACCUGUAGCGAUUGCCAACUUGAGAGGUGACAUUCAGAACUUUGAAACACAGUACACUUUUCUUUGUGAGGCUUCAACUGCUGUGUUUGUGUUCUUUGAAUCCCAACUUUUAGAUUCACAGUUAAUUUCAGUCCCCAGCCAGAAAUCUAUGCCUCAGUUAUUUUUGGUGGGGAACUCCAACAAUGAGAACAUAAAAGCUACAGUCCACAAGCUCAAUCUGAAGAAAAGCAAUUUCAUCUUUAAAGACAGGCAGAAUGAUGCAGACUUCGUUGAAAAAAUUCAGAGCAAGUUACAAGAUGCAAUUAAGAACAACAAUCACAAAAUGUCAGUUGUUCGUUUAGCUGAGAUUGCACGAAAUCUGGGAAUCUUGGUGGAUGAGGAUGCUGAAGAAUGUCAGUGUGCCAAAGUAAGUGCACAUGAAAUCACAUCCAAAAUUAAUGACAUAGUGCAGUUCAAGAAGGAGGAGCUGUCCUUACAAGGGGAAAUCUUGAUUAAAUUGGCAAAGUUAGAGAAGGAAGAAUGUCAGUUGAAGAAAGUAGGGGAUAUGAGUGUUCAGAACUACAAAAAUGACCUUUUGAUGCAGAAAAAUAAACUCAGAGAAGACCAAUGCACCAAAGACAUGUCUACAACUAUGAGCUGCUUUAUCAAAGCAAUAUCAACACCAGAAAGAGCCUACUUCUUAAAAUGGUUAAGAAUCGCUCUAGAGAAUAAAUCUCAUGAAGUACUGCCUCAACUCAGAGAACUCUACAAACAGAAAUGUAAAGAUGUUUGUGGGAACAAGAAAGAAAUAGCUGAGCUUGAUAAAAAGAUUUCAAACAGUUCUUUAGGAGUGGAGCAUUUCAUUCGAGAGAUGAGCCAGCUUUACGAAGCUGCAGUCUCACUCCCAGAAGAUGCACUUUACCGAAAACAGCUGGAACAUUUACCUAAACUCUGUGUCAAUGGAACCCCCCCAAUGGCACCAGUGAGUAUUGGCUAUAGUGAGUCUGUGUAUGCUCUCAAAAAGCAUAUAAUGGAGAUCUUCAAAGAUUACAAUCCCAGUGACAUCAAGGAAUUUCUUCAAUGGACAAAAGACUUGUGGACUGCUGUGAAAUUUGAGAAAUUCAUCUUCAGCUUCAGAAACAGCCUGGUGGCUGAUGCAUACAUCAAACUGUGCACAGAGUACAACAGCUGGGACUGGACACUGAGAAAACAAAUGCACACAUGGGCAUUAGAGGCUGAAACGAAUAUCUUAAACCAUGGAAAAUUUGAAAGCUCUGAGCAGUGCACCAUUGAAGAUGUCCAUUGUCAUUUACUACGAGAAGCAGAAUCUGAGCUUUCAAAAGGACAAGACGAAAUUAUUGCCAAGAUCCAAUCAUACUAUGAACAAGGAGAAGGUCAUGUUGAACUUGUGGAAAGUUAUCGACAAGACUUUAUAAACUCUGCCAAGUCUUUGAAGACAGAGCUUUCAAAUUCAAUCAGAAUCAAAUUGGAUGCAGCUGUUUCACGUCGAAAUGGAAUGAUGAAGUUGGAAGGAAUCAAAAAGACAUACAUGGACACAAUGGAGAAAAAAGUGCUGAACUUGCUGAAAAACUGUCGUGAGAAUAAGUCAGACAUGUCAGACUCCGUGCUGAAUGAAGCAUUUGAAAAGAUGUGGCAGGAGACUGUCAGGACAUUGUCAUACACAGUGCUCAAACCACAAGAUAUCAUGACAAGAGUCUUUCAUCAUUUGAGGAAAAAUCUUCAACCUAGAGGAAGUUCAAUGGCUCAAAGCUUAGACAAAGUGAAGGAUCUGCACAAUCAAGGCCAUGGAAAUUUUGUUUCCCCCAAAGGUAACUUUUUCUCCAAGUUCUGGAAUGCUCAGAAGAUCAAGAGGGUUCAAGAGAUGUCAAAGAAACUUAUCAGGGAUUGUUGGGAAUUUGUUGAAAGAAAGAAGGAAUGUAAGGAUGAUUAUGAUGACACAUACAUCAGGGAGAUUCUUAACAUGAUUGAUGAGAAACUUAAAGCUCAUGAAGAUCUUAAGCUAAAGGAAGAUUUUGAACUCUCCCUUAAAUUAUACAUAUGUGGCUUUGCAAGCAGAGAAUUUCAAAAGAUUCACAAUCAAUUCAUCCAGGAAAGCAACCCACGAACAACCUUGGAGAACGCCAAACAAACAUACCACUCUGACUUCAUUGACCUUUAUCGUGAACGAGACCAGUGUCAGAAGAAAGCUGAUGAAUUCAUGAGUAACUGUCUAAAACCUGCCUUGGAAAGAUAUAUUUCUGAGAACUUGGGCAUGGAAAUGGCAGACAAGAUGGUGACUGGUGAAAACUCAGCAAUUUUCGGAUCACGGAUGACAUUUCAGGUUUCAGUCUUGAAAAAUAUUCUCUAUGAAUCUAAAUUUCAAAUAUAUUUGCAUUUCAUUGAGUCAUAUGAAUCAUUUGUUAAAAAGUUCAUUUUUGACGAAGUUAAAAAGCACUUUACAACAGAGAACAGAAUGAUAAAAUUAGAGGAAAGUCUUGUAAAUGAAGUCAUCAGUGAAAUUACUCGGGCAAUCGAAGAGUCAGAACAAGACUCAAAGAAAAAUGACAUCAAGGGAUUCAUCGAAAACAUCUGCAAGAAACUUGAAAAUAGACUUGUUUUUCCCAAGGACGCAGUGGAUAAAAUCAGCACACUGAACAAUGCAAAUCAGAAAAAAUUCACCGAAUGCCUUCAGUUUUCUGUAAAGGACAUGGAUAAAUCACUGAAAGCAAGUUUCCAAGCAAGAAUGUUUCAAAGUAAAAUACGUCAUCUUCAAACCAAACCACAGGAUGUGCUGUUCAAACGAGUGCAGGGCUGUGGGAAACAGUGUCCAUUCUGUAAAGCACCAUGUGAGGCUGGAGGAGAAGUCCACACUAAACACUUUGUCUCAAUCCACAGACCAGAAGGUCUUGGCUGCUGCAGUGAAAUAUAUUCUGACAAACUAGUGACAGACAUCUGUACAACAUCGGUGCACAGCGACUCAUGCUUCAAGUGCCAUGACACCAAUGAUCAGUGGCAUCCAUAUAAGGAAUACAGUAAAAUCUAUCCAGACUGGCGAAUUGAUCCAGACUGCAGCGCAGAGGCCUCAGCAUACUGGAAAUAUGUGAUGGCAAAAUUCAAUGAGGAGUUUGCUGAUGAAUAUGAUGUGGAGCCUGCAUAUAUCCCCUCAUCCUGGGAAAGCAUCACAGAAGCCCAAGCAAAGGAAAGCCUUUAG